Molecule: messenger RNA, 1191 nt
Organism: Bicyclus anynana (squinting bush brown)
Lineage: Eukaryota; Metazoa; Arthropoda; Insecta; Lepidoptera; Nymphalidae
Product: inter-alpha-trypsin inhibitor heavy chain H3-like
Exons: 8
Coding region: 1-1191 (396 amino acids)
Source: RefSeq, a predicted model, not a curated record
AUGUUCCUGAAACUAUGCAGCGCUCGCGACUCCAACCAGUUCACCGUCUCAGUCAACGUGGAAGGCAACUCCACCGCCAUAUUUGUCUUGAUAUACGAAGAACUCCUGGUCCGUAGCAACGGAAUAUACAAUCAUGACAUAAACCUGCAUCCCGGUAACCUCGUGCCAAAUUUAAAAGUCGUUGUCAACAUCAAAGAACCACAAGUGAUUUCGACACUGCGUGUACCGGAACUGAGAACUGGAAAUGAUGUCGCCGCAACGGAGAAUGAUCCACAAAACAAGAACGCAGUCAUUGAGAAAGAUGAUGAUGAUCAAGGAGUGACCAUCACUUUUAAACCUGAUCUUGAAGAACAGAAAAGACUUGCUAAAGUAUAUUUGGAGAAGACAAAAGACAAAGAUUCAUCCAACAGAUAUAGUCGCAAUACGGAAACUACACAGACUAGUACAGUGCUAGGACAGUUUGUGGUGCAGUACGAUUUAGAACAACCCUGCACUGGUGAAGUCUUUAUAAGCGAUGGAUACUUCGCACACUUCUUCGCCCCAACCUCGUUGCCCCCCUUGGGCAAGAAUGUAAUAUUUGUCCUCGACAUUUCGGGAUCCAUGAUAGGACGCAAGAUAGAGCAGUUGAAGAGCGCCAUGAACACCAUUCUCUCCGACCUCAAUGAGUACGACCGCUUCAGCAUCGUCGUCUUCAACAGCAUCGUAACGGUUCAAGAUUUGAAAGACGCCGAUCUACCUGCACCGAAGACUCCUAUCUACUUCCCAACUGUCAACUCAAGCAGUAAAAACGUCACAUUGGUGCCACCAUCAGUUGCAUCGCCCGAAAAUAUCGCUAAAGCGAAGAAAAUUGUUAACAAAUUAGUAGCAAAUGGAGGAACUAACAUUUAUGAAGCUCUGUUAGUUGGAUUGAACAUCAAAGACAAGGGAGUUGAAUGGGAUACUGAGAAAAAAUCGACAAGUAAUAAAGGUUGCUCCCGGUGCAAUAGUGGAUGGGAAGAUGGAUGGGACGUUGAAUGGUAUGAGCCAGAGGAAAUACACAACAAGUUAGAGCCAGUCAUCAUCUUCCUAACAGACGGCCAGGCGACAGUGGGAGAAACGAAUACAAAUCGAAUUAUAGCAAACAUUACGAAGAAAAACUUUGAAAGUGAACCGGCUUCAAUUUACACGCUACCGCUUGGUAAAUCUUAUUAA